UGUUUUUUAAUAGUGGCGCCAUUUGGCAGGGCUGUCUGUCGUUCGAUUACUCAUUAACAUCCAUAACAAGAUUUAGAUCUCUGUCGAAGCAAUGAUCUGACAUCGUAAAUUUCUAUAUCGGCUCUUAGUCAUAGUUGAAUUAAACCAGUUAUGGGAAUAAUAAGAUUCUACUAUUGGCAAACAUAAUAGAAGAAGUAGAUGUGAAAAGUUUUAUUGCCACAGAGUUUUCAGAAAAUGGAAUUGUAUCUUGGAGAAUCAGUUGACCAACUUAACCUUCAAGCAGAGUUACCAUCGGAGAAGUUGAAAUUAGCCAACCCGCGAUUGCUUGUUGGAACAGCUGUCAAACUAUAUAAUCAAGCUGUUGAGCUACGGGAUAAAGGAGAUGCAGAGUUGAGCUAUGUUAGUUUUAUGAAAUAUUUGAACCUUGUCAACACCAUAAGAAAAAGUGCAGACUACAAGAAAGAUGAAAAGUACUACAAUAAUUUACUUGGACCCAAAAAUGUGAGAAAUGCAAUAGAGAAUGCAGAAAAUCUUCAAAAAGACCUUCAAAGAAGAUAUGAUGACAGAGCUGAAGAAGCACUCAUCAGAGAGAAAUUGGAAAAGCUUGAAAGAAAGGAGAAGCAAGACAAGGAAGACAAAGAAAAGCAAAUAAAAGAAAAAGCAACCAAUAUUGAAUUGUACUCCACAAACUUUCCAUCCAUUGAUGGUGGGUUUAUAUCAUCUUGGCAAUUGGAAGCCAUGAUAAAACAGAAAUCCACAUCUUUUAUCAUCUUUGAUGUUCGAUCCAAAGAGGACUUUGAAAAUUCUCACAUAAAACAUCCAAACUGUGUCAGCAUUCCAGAGGAUAAACUGAAACCAGGGUUGUCUGCUGCUGCUUUGUACAAAACUUUGCCGCUAGAAGCCAAGGUGGAUUGGCCAAAACGUUUAACUGCAGAUGUGAUAGUUUUGGUAGAUUGGUUUGGAGAAAAUCUUCCAGGAUCUGCAAUUUUUGCACUUGCAGAGAUCUUAACGAAGUGGGAUCCCAGCUCAAAGUAUAAAGGAGUUAUCAAGCUGCUAAGCAAAGGCUAUGAUGAGUGGUUAUUUAGAUUCCCAAUGCAAACAACGAAUCCCCAUGCUACCGCAGUUGCGAAACCUUCAAAGGUGGAAGAUAUCAGCCCUGUCGAAAAUAUCGAAUAUCCUGAUUUUGAUGAAGCUAUGAAACCACCAUCGAUUGAACCAAUUGCUUCCCCCCUGCCGUUCAUAAAUCGAACAACUAAACCUGCAAUAGAAGUCAAGAAAAUCGACAAAAUAUCAGUUGAGCCGUCCAUUCAACCGGUGCCUCUUCCGAGAUCAAACAUUCCUAAAACACCACCUGAUGACCAAGAUAUCGAAGUAGAGUUCGUAACUGGUCCACCGUCUGUUAAUCGGAUGGGUUCAGUCCCAAAAAUUGACCGAAACUUGAAGACGGAAGCUAUGGUAAAGUACCUUCAAGACGAGGAGAAGUUGGUUGAAAAACACCUAGCAAUAACAGCGGAUAGAUUGGCGAAAGAGGAAGAAUGGGAUAGGAUAAGAAGGGAAAAAGAAGCUUCAGCAAAUGACGAAAUCGCCAAUCACCUUCAAGAACGCGAGAUAGAAAUGGUUGAGUUACUCAAAAAAAUGGAAAACGAUAACAAACAACAGGAGUUAGAAAUUGCACGUCUGCGGAAAGAGGUGGAAACUAUUCGAUAUUAUGCAGAUACUUCCAACGACAAAACGAAGCCUGACACCGAAGAAACAAAUAUCCAGGCGCGCAUCAAUGAUAAAGAAGUAAAACAAGCAGCCAUGAAUCGUGAGGUUGAGAGGCUUAGGAAGUUACGUAAGAACGCGGAAAAAGCUCGAGAGAAAGAAAGAGAAGAACAAGAAAAAGAAGAGGAAUAUAAAAGAGGAAUGCAAAGAUUGAAAGAUGAGCAAUCUAGAAGAAAUGAAGAGAUGAAGAAAAAGAGGGAAGUCGAGAACAAACACGAAGAAGAAACAAGAAAAAGAUUAGAACAGCAGCAACAAAAUUUUUCAAGAAAAGAUGUUUUACAAAUAGACAGGUUGAAAGAUGAAUCGUCUUCCGGAUUCAGCUUGGGUUCGAAAAUGAAUCGUUCUCAUUCAACUCCAGAUUUAGCUCAGGCCCUACAAAAAGAAUCUGAGCGGGGUAACAGAGUGGCGAAAGUUGAUCGUGAUCUAAAACCGCGCGAUACAAAUCGAACAAACAUCAUCCGCACUUCUGAUUUGUCGAAAAAUCGCAAUUUUAAUCCGGUAUAUGGAAACAUGGGUCGUGGUCUGACCGGAUUAAAAAAUUUGGGCAACACUUGUUACAUGAACUCCAUUCUACAAUGCAUUUCGAAUAGUAUGCUUCUGACAAAUUUCUUUAUCGAUGGGUCUUAUAGGAAUUAUCUCAACGCAAGCAAUAAACAAACUCGAGGUGAAAUUUCAGAUGAAGUUUCUUCUACUUUGAAUGCUCUUUGGAGUGGCCAGUAUCGCUCAAUCUCAUGCAAAGACCUGAAAAAUGCAGUCGGGCGUUUCAAAUCAUCUUUCCGCGGUUAUGAACAGCAAGACUCGCACGAGUUUCUUACAAUUCUUGUGGACUGGUUGCACGAAGAGUUGAACGAGAUUCGCGUGAAAAGGCCGUUAAAAGAACAAAACAACUAUGGUAUUCCUGAUGAGAAAGCUGCAAACAUGGCUUGGGAGGACUAUUCUGCUUCAAAUAAAUCCAUCAUCGUCACUCUGUUUGCUGGUCAACAAAGAUCUAGUUUACGGUGCACCACCUGCCUUAAAGAAUCCGUGACGUUUGAGCCGUUUUUCAACCUGUCUCUUCCCAUCCCUCCAUCCAACACUCAGUGCAGCAUUAUGGAUUGCUUUCAACUGUACACGAAACCGGAACAAAUCAGCGGUUGGUCGUGCCCCUUUUGUAAAAAUAAACGAGGAGCUAGCAAAAAGAUUGACAUAUGGAAGUUACCUCCUGUGCUAGUCGUCCAUCUUCAAAGAUUUUACAACGACGGUUUAUGGAGAAAACGGUUAAAUAUGGUAGACUUUAAUGUGAAUGAAUUGGACUUAGACGUCAUCGUGAAGUGUCCUGAAGUCGUGGUGAAAAGUAAAAAGCCUCGCUAUUCUCGCUUCAAACUUUACGCAGUAUCAAAUCACUAUGGAACCAUGGAUGCAGGACACUAUACCGCAUAUUGCAAAAAUGCCGAGUACAAUAAGUGGUUCAAAUUUGACGAUCAGGAUGUAAUGGAAAUCAGUGGCAAUGAAGUCCGUUCUGCAGCUGCCUACAUUUUAUUCUACACGGCGAUCGAUUACCAGGCUCCACCUGUUAUUGUUGUUGAAGACUAAGCGGCAGGUUCACCAAUUUUUGCUUGACUAGCGCAUCCUUAAAGUGUUGAACAUUUUGAACAUGAAUUGUGCUUUAUUCCCUCUCUUUGGUUUUGUUUACGUGUCUAGUGCAUAAUUAUAAUUUUUUAAAUUU
Messenger RNA from Daphnia carinata, 3469 nucleotides. RefSeq names its product ubiquitin carboxyl-terminal hydrolase 8-like (gene Usp8). The record is from RefSeq and is a predicted model, not a curated record. Bases 235 to 3336 code for a protein of 1033 amino acids. Gene Ontology annotation, molecular function: cysteine-type deubiquitinase activity. The transcript has 14 exons. Gene Ontology annotation, biological process: protein deubiquitination. NCBI's taxonomy places the organism in Eukaryota, Metazoa, Arthropoda, Branchiopoda, Diplostraca, Daphniidae.